Messenger RNA from Eutrema salsugineum, 342 nucleotides. RefSeq lists its product as uncharacterized. The record is from RefSeq and is a predicted model, not a curated record. The transcript has a single exon. Lineage: Eukaryota; Viridiplantae; Streptophyta; Magnoliopsida; Brassicales; Brassicaceae. Bases 1 to 342 code for a protein of 113 amino acids.
AUGGCGUUGCAGAGAUCAACGGCGUCGUUUAGGAGACAAGGAUCGUCGGGACUCAUCUGGAACGACAGAUUCUUGAGCGGGGAGAUUCGCAACGACGAAAGACAAGAAGAUCGGUGUAACGAUCAUCGCGACGGACCAAUGGCGGCUGCGGCGGCAACCGUACAACGGAGCGCAUCGGACGGAGGACGUGGCCACGUUGGUGGAAGAUUGGUCGACAUGUCUCCAACGUUGGAUCCACCUUCCCCUAAAAUCUCUGUUGGUUGUGGCUUCUGUUCUCUGUUUUCGUCUAAUCGGAGAAGGAGAAGCAGAGGAAGGAGAAGAUCAAGCUGUGGAAGUACAUAA